AUGACACUAUUAGUAAUAUCUAUUCUCGUGAUUUUAACAGCUUAUUUUGUGAAUAAAUACUUUUUAAACUUCUGGACUCGUCAUGGAUUUCCUCAAUUGAAUCCAAAGUUUUUGGUUGGCGAUGCUGGAAGUUUGCUGAUUGCAAAAAUUGCAAUACCUGAUGAUUAUGUGGAAGAUUUAUAUCAAAAAACAAAGCAUCUCAAAUGUGUGGGUGCUUAUAACUUCUAUAGACCAGUUUUAUAUGUAAAUGAUCCUGAAAUUAUACAAAAUGUGCUGAUUCGAGAUUUUAACAAUUUUCAUGAUCGAGGAAUUCCAAUUGAUGAAGAAAAUGAUCCACUAAGUGGACAUUUGUUCAGUUUGGAAGGUCAAAAAUGGCGAGACUUAAGAAUUAAACUGUCACCGACAUUCACGAGUGGAAAAAUGAAAAAUAUGUUCUCAAUUAUUCAGGACUGCUGUAAAGUACUAGAGGAAUAUGUUGAAAAAAAUGUUAAAAAUAGCAAAAAUUCUUUCGACAUAAAAAAUCUUUUUGGAAGAUAUAACACGAAUGUCAUCUCAUCAGUUGCAUUUGGAAUUGAGAAUGACUGCAUAAAUGAUCCCAACAAUCUAUUCUAUCAUUUUGGAAUGAAAGUAUUUCAACCAUCAUUUAAAACUACACUUUUAAAUUUAGCAUUUAUGAUCGCACCUGGUUUAAUGAAAACUUUCCACAUAAAACUUGCCGAUGAUGAUGUAGAGAAAUUUUUCAUCAACACAAUUCGCGAGACUGUUGAUUAUCGGGAACGUAGCAAUUUUAAGCGGAAUGAUUUUAUGAAUUUAUUGAUUCAACUGAAAAAUCAAGGCUACAUAUCGGCAGAUAAAAACGAAAAUACAAAUGAGUUGAAUGUGAAUCAGCAGAAUUUAAAAAAAAUUAGUUUAAAUGAAAUUUCAGCACAAGCAUUUGUAUUCUUUUUAGCAUCGCUAGAAACGUCGGGAUCAACAAUGACUUUCUGUCUAUUUGAAAUCGCAAAAAAUCCGAGUGUACAACAAAAAGUUCAGGAAGAAAUCGACACGUUGAUACAAAGUGGUGAAGAUAUCAGCUAUGACUCAAUUUCUAAACUAAAAUAUCUCGAGUGUUGCAUUGAUGAGACAUUACGGAAGUACAUGCCUGUUCCAAUAUUGGUUCGAGAAUGCAUUCGUGAUUAUAAAAUUCCCAAUACUGAUUUAGUUAUUCCAAAAGGAACAAAUGUUCAGAUACCUAUGUAUGCAUUGCAUCGUGAUCCGGAAAUUUAUGACAAUCCAUUGGAAUUUAAGCCCGAGAGAUUUUUAAAUUCAUCAAAUGGAGGUGGAAAAUUGAAAAAUGGAAUAUUCUAUGCUCCAUUUGGCGAUGGUCCUAGAAAUUGUAUUGGUAUGAGGAUGGGAAAGAUGAUGACUAAAAUUGGACUAUUUACACUUUUGUCAAAAUAUUCAUUUGAUGUUGUUGAUAAGAAGCUACUUCAUACAGAAAUUGAAUUUAAAAUCAAUCAGUUUUCAGUUGGACCAAAGGAUGCUUUAAAUUUAAGAGCAACUAAGAGAUUUAAUAUUGUGUGA
Molecule: messenger RNA, 1563 nt
Organism: Chironomus riparius
Lineage: Eukaryota; Metazoa; Arthropoda; Insecta; Diptera; Chironomidae
Source: the annotation of a GenBank genome assembly